This is a messenger RNA of Cyprinus carpio (common carp), 1884 nucleotides long. Its product is annotated as antizyme inhibitor 1. The record is from RefSeq and is a predicted model, not a curated record. Gene Ontology annotation, cellular component: cytoplasm. Gene Ontology annotation, molecular function: ornithine decarboxylase activator activity; ornithine decarboxylase activity. NCBI's taxonomy places the organism in Eukaryota, Metazoa, Chordata, Actinopteri, Cypriniformes, Cyprinidae. Gene Ontology annotation, biological process: negative regulation of protein catabolic process; positive regulation of polyamine transmembrane transport.
GUGUCCACCGUGAGCAGUUCGAUUUCAACGCGGAGCCCCCUUGGGAUCCCAGCUGAUCGCUGGAGGGGUCGACCUCUGACCUGUCCCUCGGAUAUCGCUAGGACCCAAGAGCUCUGAGGCUUCUCAUAAAUAGGUGACCUGUUUUAUGCCUGUCAGAGCGUCAGAUUACGGAUGAGUAUGAAGGGAACUCCGGAUGAACCACGCUUUUCCGUUGAGCUGCUGGAAGGAAGCGCGGCUCUCCGAGAUGUGAUCGACAAACACAUCCGUGAUCAAACUCUUGCACUGAAGAGUGCAUUUUUGGUUGCUGACUUAGGGGUGAUUGUGCGGCAGCAAGUUCGCUGGAGAGCUGAGAUGGACCAGAUUCGCCAAAACCUUCUACACGCGGUCAAGAGCAACAGCAGCCCUGUGGUCAUUGAAAUCCUUGCUGCUCUCGGAACUGGCUUUGUUUGUUCAAACAAACAUGAGCUGGACUUAGUGAAGGACUUUGGCGUCACGUCUCAGGACAUCAUUCUCGGCGGCACGUGCAAACAGCUCUCCCAUAUCAAGUACGCAGCCAAACACAACAUCCCCCUCCUGGUUUGCGAUAAUGAGGUGGAGCUGAGGAAGAUUGCGCGAUGCCAUCCCAAAGCAAAGGUGUUGCUGCUGUUGACAUCGGGGAGCUGCUGUGACCGAGAGGAGACGGCCAUACCGUUCGGCUCCACACUGAAGGACUGCAGGCAUCUGCUGGAGAGUGCCAGAGAGCUCAGCCUGCGUGUCACAGGAGUCAAAUUCAACAUUCCCAGUUGUUGUCAGGAUGCACAAGCGUUCUCUCGUGCCGUUUCUGACGCCCGCUGUGUCUUUGAUAUGGCGGAGGAGCUGGGCUUUGAGAUGAGUGUUCUGGACGUCGGAGGAGGCUUUGAUGGAAGCGAGGCACAGUUAGACGAGGUCAACCAGACGCUCAAACCCAUGCUGGACAUGUAUUUUCCUCUCUCGACCGGAUUGACGAUCAUCGCUGAACCCGGAGCUUAUUAUGUGUCAUCUGCCUUCACGCUGGCCGUGAAUAUAAUCGCUAAGAAAACAGUGGCUCGGGAUUUCAGUGGUCAACCACACAAUGCACUGUCUGCGAACGAUGAGCCUGAGUUUCUCUACUACAUGAACGAUGGGGUUUAUGGGUCUUUUGCCAGUAAGCUGCUGUGUGAAGAUUCAAUAUCGAUGCCUUUGGCACACAAGGAGGUGAGCGCAGAAGAGCCGCUGUUCUCCAGCAGUCUGUGGGGUCCGUCUGCUGAUGAUGUGGAUCAGGUGCUGGAGCGAUGUCUGCUGCCGGAGCUCAGUGUCGGAGACUGGCUGCUUUUCAGCAACGCAGGGGCCACAUUCAGUAACGGAGAGGAACACAAACCGCCCGUCUUCUACAGCAUCACUGAAUGCGACUGGCAAGAGCUUCAUAAUUGUGGCGUCACGUUGGACGUGAGGAUGAAGAACUUCUCUCUGGUACCACGUUGCCUGCAGCCAAACAUAUCCGAGGCGUCCAUUUCCACCCCGGCGUAACAUAAAGCCACUUAUUAGUGUUAUUAUUUUGACUGACUUGAAGCACUUAAGAACCUGGAGUCUUCUAAGAAGCUUCAAAUGUUCUGAAGAACUUUAACUGGGACCAGAGCUCAAGAAGUGUUACUGACCAGAACUAUAACUGAUGGAUAUACAGCAGAUAGAUGCGAUUAGCUUUAACAAAUGGGAGCGUUGGCGUUUACAGAUACACUUAAUUAUAUUCAAGUCCGUUUUAUUAAUAUGUAUAAACAUAUAGUAUUUCAACUUACUAAUGGAAUCAGUCAUGUACCCAACAGGCGAAGUUAUUUAUUAAAGCUCGUUAAAGUCUAGUCUAGUCAUUAGAUGCUUUAAAGAAACAUGCAC